CCGGAGACUCUCAUUGGAUUCUCGAUUCCUCACAAUCCCCCGUGUUGAUAGAACGCGCGACCGCUUAACUUACGAACGCACCCCGUCGAUAGUCUCGGGUUCGACUCACCAACGCGAGGAGCCCUUGAUCUUGAUCUCAGCCUCGCUUCCCCCUUAAACUCUCGCCAAAUUGCCUCAUCCCUGCGUCCAGAUGAGCCAACGCCUCCCGUCAAUGCGGCCCGUUGCUCGAUCGCAGACCAUUACCACCAGGUCUCCAGACGCCGCCAUUCAGAGACCGGGACCUCCCUCCAAGACCUCGCUGGUCCCGAGACGCAAAGCCGUCUCGGUCGCCUGCAACUGUUGUCGAAAGCGAAAGGAGCGGUGCGAUGGCAAACGCCCUUCAUGCUCCACCUGUAUAACCAGAGCCAAGGCCUGCUCCUAUCCCCACUCUGACCGAGACCUGGUUCGCACCGCUCCGUUGAAGAGGAGUCUGGAAGCCCUCCAGGGCGAGAACGAGCAGUGGCGGGAGCUGUAUCUUCUUAUCAAGAACCUGCCUGACGCAAAAGCACGACAAGCGCUGGUCCAAAUCCGUACUGCUGCGGACCCGAUCGAGGUCCUCGAUUUCGCUAGGCACCUUGCUAAUUCCGGUCCAAGCGCUGGGCCUAGUUUCGCUCGUUAUAAUCCCCGAGUCGACAGUUUAGACCUCAAGGCGUUGAGCGAGAGUCGGAUCAGAGUGCACGCUCGCCCGUGGACCAUUGUCGCGGGAGACGGCAUAGUUUCUGAGCUGAUCACAUCCUUCUUCGCUUGGGACCAUGCCUUCCUCUGCCCUUUCAUUGACCCUUAUUCCUUCCUGGAAGAUAUGAGAACUGAUGACCCAGAAAAGGCCAAAUACUGUUCACCGUUUCUAGUCAAUGCCAUCUGCGCCACUCGAUGUUUCACAUCUAGCCGAGCAAAGAGCAUCAGUUCUAUAGAUGGAAGGGACAUAGGCUCCAAGUUCGUCGACGAAGCCAAGAAAAUGCUAGACCGUGAGAAUGGUCGUGCCUCACUCCCCACCGUCCAGGGCCUUGCUCUACUCUUCUUGUUGGCGGGUCAAACUGGAAGUGACAGAGCCGGUAUGAUGUAUCGCUAUGCCGCCUACGAAAUGCUCUUUCGAUUACACCUUGACAGGGUUUUUAACAGUAUAAAAGACGAUCCAGCAAAGUCACGGCAGAGACAGAUCAUAUCGAGAGCCCUCUGGGGAUUGUUUUGCUUCGAAAGUGUUGUCUCGUAUAUGUAUUUAGAUUCGUCCCUACUCGUCCCCCCAACGAUUCCUCGGUGUUUUGAGACGAACCCGCAACCAUUAUCCACUCAGCCAGGAAAUGUCGACAUGUUUGGUGCUCCUUACACCAAAGGAAGCAGCCCACCGCCAUUUGUUCCUAGAACCCUCAACGCCCAGUGUGAUCUGUCUCUAUUUCUAUACCGAGCUAUGCAGAGGAAUGCCGAGGCAGAUAUUGGCAGUGAGGAGGACCUCCGCGAGAGACGCAGUCUGUAUAAAGAAGUGCUCGAGUGGAGAAAGUAUCUCCCAGCAUACAUGAAAUAUGAAUCAAAUCCAACUCCGCAGACGUGCUACUUGAGGGUGUACUUCGACGAGGUUUUGACGGGAAUCUUGCGACCCCUGCCGCCGGACAUAAUUUUCGACAACGACUUCAAUGUGCGAGAUCUGUGCAUCAAAUACGCCGACAUUGACACGAGGAUCAUUACGGAACACAUACGGGCCUUUCCUAUGCAGGACUACUCGUGCAUGACGCUGAGCGGGCUGUUCAACGCAGUCUUAGCCAUUGUUCCGCACCUGGACGAUCCCAAAUCCCAUGCAAUCUUCUUCAAGGCAACACUAAUCCUGCGGUGGAGCGUAAGGGACUUCCCCAUGUCUCGGUUCACUCUGCUGGGGAUCAAGGCGCUCGCGUGGGCAUUGAAGAUCGGCGUGCCGCCCGAAUCCGCCCCGCAUUUUGAAAAUCUCAUGACUGGGAAGGAGGAGUUGAAAGACAUACCGCUUGCGAUUGCGCUUCCUCCGGUCGAGGCUGUGAGGAGGGUUUUGUCGGUGGAGGACGGCGAAUGUGGUGGGCCAGGGAUUGAAAUGGGUCUGUUGCUCUCUAAAUGGAGCACGCUGUCGAUUGAGUGAACGUAAAGACGAAGUUGGGGGCGAUGGGGGCUCCGUGGGGUGUCGUUCAGUGGCACAGGGGGCUCUGGUUAAUGGUAUUAUGAUGCCUGCUGCAAUGCGUCCAGAGACGCUACCAACCGUAUAUUACAAGAUACCCUUUUUUGUUUGAUCAUGUUAUAUUAGGUGCUGGGAACAUUUAUUCAAUACGGC
Ilyonectria robusta is the source of this 2326-nucleotide messenger RNA. Its product is annotated as putative C6 transcription factor. Gene Ontology annotation, biological process: DNA-templated transcription; regulation of DNA-templated transcription. Bases 191 to 2137 code for a protein of 648 amino acids. Gene Ontology annotation, molecular function: DNA binding; zinc ion binding; DNA-binding transcription factor activity, RNA polymerase II-specific. Lineage: Eukaryota; Fungi; Ascomycota; Sordariomycetes; Hypocreales; Nectriaceae. The record is from RefSeq and is a predicted model, not a curated record. The transcript is spliced from 5 exons.